ACACACUGACCUAGUGAUUGUGUUGUUAUUCUCUCGGAGAUCAGAAGCCGUUGCAUACUUUUGCAGUGUGUAGUGUGUAGUGUGUGAAUUCUCACUCGGUGCUAAGUGGAAUAAACAGGAAAACCGAAAGUGUUCGGAACAGGAUGUGCUUUUCUUAGUUUGCAAACACAUCAGUAGAUUGAUCAAUGCUAGAUAUUGGACAGUUACUUUUGUAUGUGUAUCUUUAUGACAAGCAUUUGACCUUAUAAUUCCUCAUAGCUGUGUACGAUCAGCCGUCAAACAUUUUGGGUGUUCAAAAACGUGAUAUACUUAGGUAGCAUUUAACGGAUGAGUUACCGGAGAUAUUUUAAUCGGUUAAUCCACGCGAGUGUGUAGUUGACGCGAGGCGUGUACACUGAACAGUGCUCGAGUGAGUGCUUUUCACAGUGUGACACCUGCACGUGCGCUCAGUUUCAAGCAUAUUCCUCUCAGGUAAAUAUUACUCACCUGGACACGUGAUGUGUUUGCUGGACAUGGAGACUCACGUGUCAGCUACGGACUGGGUAGGGUGAGCCCUAACCCGUGUUUUGACCCCGUCGUACUGACCCCUAACAUCCUUGACCCCGCGUCUUGACCCCUAUGGGAUCACACCCCAUCUGACCCAUGGCCACGCUAUCGAGCCCGGACAGCGACGACCCCUUGGGGAUCGGGCGGAAGAUGGGCAUGCACCACCACUGCCCCCACAUCAUCAUCAGCGGCAGCACCAACAACAACAACAACAACAGCAGCAGCAAGAACUACCAGCAGGAUCCUCUGGCUCACAAGCACGUGGAGGAGAACAUCGAGAGCUUUCUGGAGACCUUCAAACACAAGACCUGGUGUGUGGACAAAGGCGGGCUGCUUGACCGCCGCCCCAGCUCCGACUCGGGCGACUCCUCCACAGGCUGGACUAGCUCGGCCCUGUCCACCACUGACGACCUGUCCACGGACAGCCCGGAGCGGGACAAUGACAUCCCUUCCGGCGCGGUCGGCCACACGUCUUGGAACGACCGGGAAGGCAUCAUCGCUGAGAGCAGACGGAUCGCACGGUGGGCGUGGCGUCAGGCCAGGUUCGCCGGAAGUCAGGAAACGCCCUGCGCAUGCUCGUACCACCCACCGCAUCCACUCAACCGCGAUGCCCAGGAUGAGUUUGUGGUAAUCGAAUCCAAAGACGACAUAACAGGAAGCGCCAUGGAUGAAACAGUACAACAGUACAAAGUAAUCGACGUAGCUUCGCUACUCCAGACAAAGUACGCCAUACUUUCUGGAGGAAAAGCCAAAAAUGGGGCGCCCAUAAUGACAUUCCCCGCCCGCCCCGGACUGCCCGAUGUACCAGACGAGGAUUAUGGGAAGGUAGUUUCCUACCUGUGUGGGAUUACACCGCUUCACGAGUCGGAGGCCGGGUUUGUGAUAGUGAUAGACAGACGCCAAGACAGUUGGGGCGCGGUCAAGGCCAUCCUACUCAAACUCUCGGCGUUCUUCCCUGUCCACAUUCAAGUCGUGUUCCUGCUGCAGCCAAAAGGUUUCUUCCAGAGGGCGUUUGCUGACUUCAGGUCAAAGUUCGUCAAAGAGGAACUGGAGUUCAAGGUUGUGUUGUGUGACAGUCCAAAAGACAUGGAGGAUUACAUUGAGACAGCUCAGCUGACCUUAGAUGUGGGCGGAGAACUGGAGUUUGAUGCCAGUGAGUGGACGGAGCACAGAUCUGCUGUAGAAAAGUUCUCCAAGAACACCGCCCAGAUCUCCACCAACCUGUCUGCUGUGGUUAAGAAAAUGGAGGAGAGAGAGCUGCCCAAUGACGUCACUGGCACAGAGGCGGUGAUGCGUGUCUGUAUGGCGGAGAGGAAGGAACUGCUGGAGGAUAUAGACAGCGCUUCAGCCCACGGGGAGACUCUGCUCAAGUGCAUCAAGGGGGACAACUCUAACACACCCUUGACAAAACUCUGCCAUGUCUUAGAGCUGGAGAGGUUGCUGGUCCAGCUGGAUGAGAGCAGAACUGGGUUUGGUGAGUUCUGGCACAGACACGAGGCCAAAUUAAAACAGUGUCUGGUUGUCAGACGGUUUGAAGAGGAGUUUAAGUUGGUUCAGUUCUCCAUGGAGAGGAGAUUAGAAACAUUGGAGUCCCAAACAGAAGAGCUGGGUAACUCUGUCAUGCACGUGGAACAGCUGAUCAGAGAUUUUGAUAAAUUUGAGGAGGAUUCACAAAAAGAUCUUGACCAGACGGACAGAAUGAGAGCCAGGGGUGAGCAGCUAAUGAUGGACGAGCACUACGCAGUGGAUUCCAUCCGGCCCAAAUGUGUGGAGCUACAGCGCAUGUGUGAGCAGUACAAGGAGCUGCUCAGGAAACGGCGCGAGAUGCUGACCAAGUCACAUGACUUGCAGGAUAGACUGGACAGGGCCAACAAAUGGUGUUCCAAUGGUGUGGAUCUUCUGGCCGGUCAAGCCGUAGACAAACUACAGACACAACAAGGGGCACAAUCAGCCCUGCUGGAGAUAGAAAAAUUCUUGCGGACCUCCAGGGAACUGAAGCUCAACAACCCUAAGGAGUUCAGACAGCUGUUUGAGUCCAUGAUGACUAAUGAGACAAGGGCAACAGUUCAACAAAUUCUCAAACGGAUGGAGGACGUUCAGGGCAUGUGUGAGAAGAGAAAAGACAGCCUGCGGCAUUUUAUUGACCCUCGACCCCGGCCAGUUCAGCAGGUCAACCCAGAGCCCCACCCCAUGCCCGGCCACCCACAAAGAGAAACCAGAGAGAAUCAAACCUUAAAGCCACCCACUGACCACGUGGACUCUAACAACAUCGGCCACCAGAGAACGGCGUCAGACGGCAAGAAACCUGUGGUUUCUUUAGACAAAAGUGUCCGGUAUCGACCAGACGCACCAACCUUACACCCCGCCACAAGGGGGGUAAGCAAUGCUAGUGAUUUCUCUUUCACAGCUGGUGGGAUGGUAACAAGAUCCGCUUCCAAUGUUUCCUCAUCAUCAACCACAGACACACACAUCAGCUCCCUCUCAUCUGCUUCCAUGUCCUCAUUCCCAGACACAGAAGGCUUGCAGUCUAAAAGAACGCAUGUCAUGAAUGAACUUAUUGAAACAGAGGAAGCUUAUGUGAAUGAGCUCAAUCAAAUACUGCAGGGAUACUACAACAAGAUGGAGGAUAGGUCUCUCCAGAUGAUGAUCCCUCCGGCUCUCCUGGGCCAAAGAAAUAUUUUAUUUGGAAAUCUCCAACAGAUAUACAACUUUCAUAAAGACACUUUUCUGCAUGAGUUGAAAGCAUGUCAUGAUUGUCCCUCACUUGUUGGGAAGUGUUUUGUGAAUAGGAAAGAAGAGUUCCAAAUGUAUAGCAUUUACUGCCAAAACAAACCAAAAUCUGAAGCUCUUCGUGUAACUGUAGGUGACAGUAACCCAUUCUUUAAAGAGUGUCAGAGACAACUAGGCCACAGACUACCACUGGGAGCUUAUCUGCUCAAACCUAUCCAGAGAAUUACUAAAUACCAACUGCUGCUGAAAGAAAUGCUUAGAUUCAAUGGUGAAAGUCCUGAAUUAGUGUCUGCCUUAAAGGAAGCUUUAGAUACAAUGUUAUCUGUGCUGGCCUAUCUCAAUGACAGCAUGCAUCAAGUGGCUAUCAUUGGUUAUGGGGAGAAUAUUUCAGAUUUAGGCAGAUUACUGAUGCACGGGUCAUUCAGAGUGUGGACUGAGCACAAACAUGAGAGGAUACGAGACAUACGAUUGAGGCCAAUGCAACGCCAUGUUUUCCUAUACCAAAGAGCUCUACUUUUGUGCAAAAAGAAAGAUGAGCACCAUGGCAACAAUGAUCAGCCAUCUUAUACAUUUAAAAAUAAACUAAAUCUUUCACAAGUGGGUCUGACUGAAAAAAUCAAGGGAGAUAAGCGGAAGUUUGAACUUUGGUUACGUGGCAGGGAGGAAGUCUACAUCAUUCAGGCUCCUGAUUUGCAGACCAAAGAUGUCUGGGUCAAGGAAAUAAAAAAAGUUCUAAUGACACAGUUUGACCACCUCAAAGCAAACAGAAAAAUGGGAUCCCAGAAUAUACUGACUGACAUCACACCUCAACUGUCCAGUGAUUCUUCUGAUUACAGCUUAGACAACUGGAGGUCCUCAGACUCUGAGAAACAUUCAACAGUGCCCAUAGGUCUUGAGAUGUGUUCCCCUGCCUCCCCUCCCUACCUCACAGACAGGCAGGAGGACGAGGAAGACUAUGAGGAAGAGUUUGACCGCGGCUGGUCAUCUAGUGAGUUCUCCAACACAGACGACGAGACAACGCCGCAGUACAUUCCAAAAAUUGAACCCUCGUACAAAGAACACUUUAUUUCACUUGGGGAGUACUCAGUGAUUGACCCCACAGAGCUAGGCCUACAGGAGGGGGAUGAGGUGGAGGUGAUGAGGACGGGGACCAAUGGCUGGUGGUAUGCUCGCCAUUUAAGGACCAACCAAGAAGGUUGGGUGCCAUCGACGUACCUUGAGCCUGUAUCUAGAGGAAACACCUUGUAUUCCAGUUCAGAUUCUCUGUGUGUGGCUGGUGCAAGAAGCGAAAUGAUCCGAAGUAGGUCAUCCAGUCCUUACUUCCGCAACAACAGCCCUGUUCCAGAAACAACCGUAUGAAAAAACAGCUUUGAAACUGUUUAAUUUAUUUUGUUAUGAAAGGAGUCUGAAUUGAUUCAAGAAAUACAGUGCAAUAUACUUAUUCUGCCAUACUUAGCUAGAGAGAGUAAAUAUUUAACUUCUGUUUGUGUCAAAUGUGUGUCAAGUCAUAAGAAGUAAACAAGCAUUGUCUGAGGCUUAAAUGUUGGGGCAUAUUUUUGUAUUUGUUUAAUGCCAUGCUAAGACUUUAUGCUGAUUGUUGCCUGCCUGAAAAACCAUUUAUGGAACCAUUUUAAAAUGUACAGUCUGAUUUGAUUUCAUGUGAUGUGGGCCAAUGUGGAACCAUUUUAAAAUGUACAGCCUGAUUUGAUUUCAUGUGAUGUGGGGCCAAUGUGGAUCUUCACAGCUCUAAAUAAGCUGCUAUGUCAAAACUUAAGCUAUUUUAUCCUUUAGUUUUUCAAUAAAGUUAUGAAUACUAAACUAAUUAAUAAUUUGAAAAUGUUAAUUAAUAAAUUAUACAGUUUGUGCCACAAAUUGUAUCACUAGAUAGACCAAUUUUCUAGCUAUGUUGUUGACUUAAUACAUAGGUUAGUUAGAAACUCUGCAAUUAUUUUAGAUUUACACACAAAAGGUUGUGUUUAAUGAAGAAAAAUUCUAAAUAAAUACUAGUAUAAAUAGGCUCCUCUUUCCAAGUGUUGAUUAAAGUUAGUAUCUAAUGUUAUGAAUUAAGCUACAAAUAUUAUGAAAGAACUUGAUUUUAAAUAAUUUAAAAAUAAUGGUUCAAAGUUAAGACAACCAUUUUUUUCUACUGAUCAAUACUCCAAACUAGCUGAACAUUUUUUGUUGAUGUUCCUUUGGCUUUCUUUGUAUUUUUUAACAAGCAGUUCCAUUAUAUAUUCAGGUUGUGAGAACAAUAUUCACAUUAGCUUAGUAAAGGCUAUAAAAGAAUAUUAAGACUUUAUUUCAUGUUUGCAACAAUUAAUGUCAUUUUCAGUAUUGUACUAAGACUAUUAGAAAAGGAUUUUUCUAUGACUUCAAUGCAUAUAUGUAAAUAUCAUUGUACAUAACAGAUUUGACAAGUUUUAUUUAUUUUUUUGUUGACAUUCCAAUUUUUUAAUGGGUUCAAGUUUUUGACCAUUAAUUUAUUUAUAACUUUUCUUCAUCAGAGUCUUUAUCUAUUUUAUGUGAACAGAAAUAUUUCUUUUUGAAUACAGAUAUACUCCAACUAUUUAUAAAGUAAACAUUGCUUUCUAAAAAAAUUUUUAUACCAACAAAAGUGUAGAAAAAUUAGUAAAUCAAAAUAUCAUACUCCUAAAAUUCCUCUAAUUCUUGCCAAGAAAUUACCAUCUUUUUGAAAUCAUUUGUUUUCUUCACCCACUUCAAAUUAAUAUAAAAUCUGCUGCAUUUAAUUUCAUAACUAUUUCACUUAAUACUUUAGUGUAAGCAAGACAAUUGUGUUUGCUGAAGAGAUGUCUUACAAAAGUGUCUUUCUUUAUACAAUAAAAGAUACUGGUGAUAUAGAAUGCACACUAGGUACUCUUAAAGAUUUGUAAUAUUAUUACAAUUAAUUUCAGAAAUUUAAAUAUGCUAAUAAAAUUUGGUUUUCAAUAAUUCAGUUAAUUACAAAAUAGUUUGUAUUUUAAUUUUGUUGUGGUCUUCAAUAAUUCAGUUAAUUACAAGAGAGUUUGUAUUUUAAUUUUGUUGUGAAGUAAUCAAAGAACUGUGAUAUGUGUGCUUACUUUUAUGACAAAGUGUGCCAGUUGUGUGAUACCAAAAGCUGUAUUUUAUGCUUAAAUUACAGUUUAAUUUUUAAAGUUUUUUUCCUAAAUUUAACCAUGUUACUGCCUCUUUAUAUUUUUUUUCUAACCUUUUAAGAAAAAGACUUCCACUUCCUUCAUUACUUCCUUUUGUAAUUAUCCCAGUGAGUGACUAAUUGUAGCAUGGCAACAUUUUCUCUUCCUCACAUCCAUAACUUUAGAAUUUAUCCAGAUGUCUUUUUAUUCAGAUAUCUUUUGCUUUUAGACAAGAACUGCCCUUAACAUUUAGAUAUACUUUGCUACUAGAAUCAACUUGUAGUUUAUUGUUGUAUUUAGUAGGGAGAGAAUCUCAUGAUUGCCAGUCAGAGACUGAAGAAGCCAUCUGUCUUGGUUGUUUUAUAAUGCUGGUUCUGCAUGUUAGGACUAAACAAGUACAUCAUAUGUAAUAAUAUGUGAUUGUCUGGCUUUAGUAAAUCUACUUAUAAUAAAGUUUGUUUUUUAUAAACAAAGUCACAUGUAAUUGAUUAGUACUUGAAAGUUGGG
Physella acuta is the source of this 6914-nucleotide messenger RNA. Its product is annotated as guanine nucleotide exchange factor DBS. Gene Ontology annotation, cellular component: cytoplasm. The record is from RefSeq and is a predicted model, not a curated record. Gene Ontology annotation, molecular function: protein binding; guanyl-nucleotide exchange factor activity. NCBI's taxonomy places the organism in Eukaryota, Metazoa, Mollusca, Gastropoda, Physidae.